Molecule: messenger RNA, 3381 nt
Organism: Nelumbo nucifera (sacred lotus)
Lineage: Eukaryota; Viridiplantae; Streptophyta; Magnoliopsida; Proteales; Nelumbonaceae
Product: vacuolar sorting protein 39-like
Biological process (GO): endosomal vesicle fusion; autophagy; vesicle-mediated transport
Cellular component (GO): cytoplasm; membrane
Source: RefSeq, a predicted model, not a curated record
CGUUACCACUUACCACUAAACAGAGAGACCCUUUUUGCGGCUUCGGUAAUUUACGCGGGAUGUUUUGGCAGCCUGUUGAACAAAAGAACCGAGCGUAGGGAGAGAGGGUGAGGAGCGAGGAGAGAUAGAGAGAGAGUGAACGCGCGAAAUGGUGCACAGUGCGUAUGAUUCAUUCGAGCUUCUCAACAACUGCCCGUCGAAGAUCGAGACCGUGGGAUCAUACAGCUCCAAGCUUCUUCUAGGCUGCACCGAUGGUUGUAUCAGGAUUUUCGUUCCAGAAUCCUCAGCAUCUGAUCGAUCGCCACCUUCUGAUCGCCUUUACCUGAAUCCGGAGAUGCGUAAAGAGCCCUAUGUUUUGGAGAGAACAAUUACUGGAUUCUCCAAGAAGCCUCUGGUGUCAAUGGAGGUCUCAGUGUCGAGGGAGCUUCUUGUGUCCUUGUCCGAAUCUAUCGCAUUUCAUCGGCUCCCCAAUGUCGAGACGGUAGCCGUGAUUACCAAGGCCAAAGGAGCCAACUUGUUCUGUUGGGAUGACCGGAGAGGAUUCUUAUGCUUCGCGAAACAGAAAAGAGUCUGUAUUUUCAGGCAUGACGGAGGUCGAGGAUUUGUGGAGGUGAAGGAGUUUAGUGUUCCUGAUUUGGUGAAGUCCAUGGCUUGGUGCGGUGAAAAUAUAUGCAUGGGAAUUAGAAGGGAAUACAUGAUAUUAAAUGCAAUGAAUGGUGCAUUAUCUGAGAUAUUUCCUUCUGGAAGGAUUGCCCCACCACUAGUGGUCCCUCUUCCUUCUGGAGAGCUUCUUUUGGGAAAAGAUAAUAUUGGAGUUUUUGUUGACCAAAAUGGGAAGCUUCUUCAAGAUGGCAGGAUAUGUUGGUCUGAGGCCCCCUCAGUUGUUGUCAUCCAUAAGCCAUAUGCAAUAGCUCUCUUACCAAGACACAUAGAGAUCCGUUCCCUUCGAGCUCCUUACCCAUUGGUACAGACAGUUGUUCUCCGCAAUGUUCAUCAUCUUCUCCAGAGCAACAACUCUGUUAUUGUUGCAUUAAAUAGCUCUAUCCAUGGGCUAUUUCCUGUUCCUAUUGGGGCACAGAUUAUACAAUUAACAGCAUCUGGGAAUUUUGAGGAAGCUUUGACUUUGUGUAAGCUGCUUCCACCAGAGGAUGCAAACCUUCGAGCAGCAAAGGAGAGUUCCAUCCAUAUCAGAUAUGGGCACUAUCUGUUUGAUAAUGGGAACUACGAGGAGGCCAUGGAACAGUUUUUGGCAUCUCAAGUAGAGAUCACCUAUGUAUUAGCUUUAUAUCCAUCUAUCAUUCUUCCCAAAUCAGAGGUGAUUUCUGAGAUGCAAAAUGUGCCUGAGUUUACAUGGGAUGGUUCUCAUCUCUCCAGAGUUUCUUCAGAUGCAUCAGAUGAUAUGGAGUCCUCAUCUCCAUUGCAUCUAGUAGAGUCUGAUGAGACUGCAACACUUGAGUCUAAGAAGAUGAGCCACAAUACUCUCAUGGCACUGAUAAAGUUCUUGCAGAAGAAGAGAUACAAUAUUCUUGAAAGGGCCACGAUUGAGGGAACUGAGGAGGUUGUCUCAGAUGCUGUGGGUGAUGGUCACAUUGCUUAUGAUCUCAACAGGCCUAAGAGUUCAAACAAGGGCCGUGGGAACGUCCGUGUUAAUUCAGGGGCUAGAGAGAUGGCUGCAAUUUUGGAUACAGCAUUAAUCCAGGCUCUGGUUCUUACUGGGCAAUUUUCAGCUGCACUAGAGCUACUUAAAGGUCCCAACUAUUGUUAUAUAAAAAUAUGUGAGGAAUUUUUGCAGAAAAAGAGUUGUAACACUGCAUUGCUGGAACUCUACAAGUGCAAUGAAAUGCACCGUGAAGCUCUAACACUUCUGACUCGAUUGGUAGAAGAAUCAAACGCGGAACAACAGCAAUCUGAUCUCACCCAAAAGUUCAAACCAGAAAUGAUUAUUGAGUAUCUGAAGCCUCUCUGUGGAACAGAACCUAUGCUUGUCCUGGAGUUCUCUAUGCAUGUUCUUGAGACCUGUCCAACACAAACAAUUGAGCUCUUUUUGUCUGGAAAUGUUCCAGCAGAUUUGGUCAAUUCUUACUUAAAGCAGCAUGCACCAAAUAUGCAAGCUACAUAUUUAGAACUUAUGCUUGCAAUGAAUGAAAAUGGAAUAUCUGGAAACCUUCAGAAUGAAAUGGUGCAAAUCUACCUCUCAGAGGUACUUGAAUGGUAUGCUGAUCUAAAUUCUCAACAGAAGUGGGACGAGAAAGCUUAUUUUCCAACACGCAAGAAAUUAUUGUCUGCUUUAGAAAGUAUCUCAGGAUAUAAUCCAGAGGGUCUGUUGAAGCGUCUUCCAUCUGAUGCUUUGUAUGAGGAACGUGCAAUUUUGUUGGGGAAAAUGAAUCAACACCAGCUUGCCUUAUCUCUCUAUGUACAUAAGCUUCAUGUUCCUGAUAUGGCACUGGCCUACUGCGAUCGUGUCUAUGAGAGCGAACAGCAUCAGCCUUCUAAAUCUUUUAGCAACAUCUAUCUAACCCUUCUGCAAAUAUAUCUUAAUCCUCUGAGAACAACAAGGGAGUUUGAAAAGCGGAUAAAAAAUCUAGUAUCAUCUCAACAUACUGGCAUCCAGAAGGUUGGUUCAACCAGAGCUAAAGGGGCUCGUGCAAAGAAAAUUGCUGAGAUAGAGGGUGCAGACAACAUUCGUAUCAGUUCCAGCAGCAACGGUAGCGGGCGAAGUGAUGGUGAUGGAGAUGAACAAAGUGAGGAAGGGGGUUCUACCAUGAUGAUUGAUGAGGUCCUAGAUCUUUUGAGCAGGAGAUGGGAUAGAAUUAAUGGAGCUCAGGCUCUUAAACUCUUACCAAGGGAGACUAAGCUACAGAACUUGCUUCCAUUUCUUGGACCACUUCUGAGAACAACCAGUGAAGCACACCGUAACUUCUCAGUGAUCAAGAGCUUGCGACAAAGUGAGAACUUGCAGGUGAAAGAGGAACUUUAUAAACAAAGGAGAACAGUUGUGAAGAUAAGCAGUGAUAGCAUGUGCUCUCUGUGCAACAAAAAGAUAGGGACUAGUGUUUUUGCAGUCUACCCCAAUGGAAAGACACUUGUGCAUUUUGUUUGCUUUAGAGACUCACAGAGUAUGAAAGCCGUGGUGAAAGGGUCACCUUUAAGGAAGAGGGCCUAAUUUAGCUUUUACAUUCCUGAGUAAGAUCGCAUCUCCUUGUUUUUCCUGGAGUGAAGUUGGUGAGAGACAUGAUGUCAUGUGAACCUUGUUAUAUGACAUCUCAUGUCAUUUGUUUAUCCCUCUUAAUACAGGCAUGACUAAGAAGUAAAGCAUCUCAUUGCAAUGCUCCCUAGUGCGACAUGUGAGAAUUAUAACUAAGUUUGUACAUUUGGUUUCUA